ACAAGCUUAUCAAAGGCUGACAUUAAAUUACUACAAAAAGAACUUACUACAUUCAUAGAUUUGUUCCAAUUUGUCCACUGAUGACAAGGAGAAAAACUUGUAGCCGGACUUGGUACCAACAGCUAGGGAUCUGGAAAGCAAAGAGGUUUAUGAACAACCGAGUCCCAUCUAGCAAGAGAUACCAGCCAACUGAGUAUGAGCAUGCAGCCAACUGUGCCACUCAUGGAUUCUGGAUCAUUCCCAGUAUCCUGGGAAGCUCGGUGUUGUACUUCCUCUCUGAUGACCAGUGGGAGACCAUCUCUGCAUGGAUGUAUGGGACAGGUCUGUCUGGGCUGUUCAUCAUGUCCACCAUGUUCCACACGGUGUCCUGGAAGAAAAGUCAUCUCAGGAAGGUGGAGCAGCGAUUCCACAUGUGCGACAGGAUGGUGAUAUAUUUCUUUAUAGCUGCAUCUUAUGCACCCUGGCUGAACCUGAGGGAACUCGGACCCUGGGCUGUGCACAUGCGCUGGUUGGUGUGGAUCAUGGCUUGCGCUGGCUCUGCCUACGUCUUCUUGUUUCAUGAGAAGAACAAGAUACUAGACUUACUGUGCUACACCGCCAUGGGAGCUGUUCCUGCUGUUGUUCUUCUGUCAAUGCCUAACAGAGAGGGCAUAUUAGAGCUGUCAGUGGGCGGAGUCUUCUACUGCCUGGGAAUUGUCUUCUUCAAGAGUGAUGGCCUCAUCCCAUUCGCUCAUGCCAUCUGGCACGUCUUUGUGGCAGUGGGGGCAGGCAUACACUAUUAUGCCAUCUGGAGGUACUUGUAUGCAACGGGGACCGGCCAAAUCAAAAUAUCCAGGUGACAGAUGAAGAAGAUCUCAAGCAUGUUCACACAUACAGGGUUUAUUGAGCUAUAAAAGACAAUGUAUCUGAUCAUGAGCUGCCUUUGCAUCCCUCUAUAUUAAUCAUAGACGGGCAUGUUUUAGUACUGUUAGUCUAAAAUGUAUUUUUAUAUAGAAGGAUUUCUGUCCUGUUAACUCAGCACCUUCUGGCCAGUCUAUUUUUGCAGAUGUAGUCUUAACCUGUUGACAUAAUGUACUGUUUUACCCGUCAGUGUUUACAGGCAAAAUGUGUAUAAUACAGAAGACAUGAAUAACAUUCCAUAUCCUUUAACUGAGCUGAUCUCUGCCUUGAUAUGAACUCCCAUAAUCAGACUGUGCUUAUGAAAGUCAUUUAUUGGCAUUGAGCAGAAAAAUUAUUUCCAGGUACAGUAUUUCUACUACUGUGAUCUUGUAGUAAUGUAUAUGUACAAACAUUUUAGAAAUGAUCUUUUAAUUGUGGCACAAUGGAUCAUGACUAUGGGGUUGUGAUCAUGUUUAGAUGGGAUGGAAAGUUAGAGGGG
Carassius carassius (crucian carp) is the source of this 1378-nucleotide messenger RNA. Its product is annotated as monocyte to macrophage differentiation factor 2-like. Gene Ontology annotation, cellular component: membrane. The record is from RefSeq and is a predicted model, not a curated record. Bases 81 to 839 code for a protein of 252 amino acids. Lineage: Eukaryota; Metazoa; Chordata; Actinopteri; Cypriniformes; Cyprinidae. The transcript is spliced from 7 exons. Gene Ontology annotation, molecular function: pore-forming activity.